Molecule: messenger RNA, 1567 nt
Organism: Cydia pomonella (codling moth)
Lineage: Eukaryota; Metazoa; Arthropoda; Insecta; Lepidoptera; Tortricidae
Product: acyl-CoA Delta-9 desaturase-like
Exons: 5
Coding region: 506-1564 (352 amino acids)
Biological process (GO): unsaturated fatty acid biosynthetic process
Cellular component (GO): endoplasmic reticulum membrane
Molecular function (GO): iron ion binding; stearoyl-CoA 9-desaturase activity
Source: RefSeq, a predicted model, not a curated record
UAUUUUUCUACUUUUUAUUUUACCGUUCCUUCACCAUUCAUGAUUUAUGUUAUGUAUCAAGGAUCAAAAACGGAGAUAAACGGGCAUGGCGAAACUACAAGGGUUUCUAGGUGACUACGAAACCCUAAAAAAGCUGCCAAUGGGACAUAUUUAAUGCGAAAAGGGGGUUUUGCGUCAAGGGAAGUCGAGGGGACGCUAUUGCGCGUAAAGCACCAUACCCAACGGUAGCAUACUGCAUUAGUUUCAAUGUGGAUAUAAUUUGUUUUUCAAAAAACAUAAUUUGAUCGAAUCAAUGAAAUGACAACCAAAGUGGCCAAAUAGACAUUUUCCGGAACUACAUAGAACAUAGCUCUCCUACUCGUAUUCGUGACGCUCGUACGAACUUCACACACAAAUGCGCCAUCGUUAAAAAUCCUUCCUAAUGCGUAAUCGUAUAUAAAUACCCAGACGACAAACAAAAUAGUCAAGUUGUUCGUGCAUUUCAGACUAGAUCCCAGGUUUGAACAUGGCUCCCGAAGCGACGGACGCGAACGGCGUGCUAUUUGAGAGCGACACAGCGACUCCCGACCUCGGGCUGAAGAAAACAUCGGUCCAGCUAGCCGACGACACGCCGUGGGCCUACGAUUGGCAACACGUUAUACAAGUUCCGUUUCUAUACGUUUUUGGGCUGUACGGAGGCUACCUGUUCCUAGCCGCGGCUAAAUGGCAAACGGGUUUGUUUACUUGCCUGCUGCACUUAAUGGGGUCGCUGGGCGUGACGGCGGGCGCGCACCGGCUCUGGGCCCACAAGGCCUACAAAGCCAAUUUGCCCCUAAAACUCAUUCUUUUACUAUUCCAGACUCUGUCAAUGCAGUAUUCGGUGAUAAACUGGGUGCGCGACCACCGCAUGCACCACAAGUACGUGGACACGGACGCCGACCCGCAUAACGCCACACGGGGGCUGUUCUUCUCCCACGUCGGCUGGCUGAUGGUGCAGAAACACCCGGAGUACGAGCGUAAGAGCAAGUUGCUGGCCAUGAACGAUAUCGAAGGUGAUCCGAUGCUGCGCUUUCAGCAAAAAUAUUAUAUCACCCUGUUGCUGCUGGUCAAUUUCGUUCUCCCCACACUAAUACCGGUCUACAUGUGGAACGAGUCCUCGAUAAACGCCUUCUUCGUGGCCGCGGUAUUCCGUCUCCUAGUAACCUACAACAUGACCGCUCUAGUCAACUCUGCUGCCCACAAGUGGGGCCACAAACCAUACGACAAGAAUAUGCUGGCCUCAGAAAAUUCUCUUCUUUCUCUAGCCUUCGUUGGAGAAGGCUUCCACAAUUAUCAUCACACGUUUCCUUGGGAUUAUAAAGCGGCAGAGCUCGGUAGCAGCAUUUAUAAUUUAAGUACGAUGUUUAUAGAUUUCUUUGCGAAAAUUGGCUGGGCUUAUGACAUGAAGACCGUUUCUGAUGAGCUUAUUCAGAAGCGUGUUGAACGUACUGGAGACGGCUCCCACAAUCUAUGGGGGUGGGGCGACAAGGAUCAGUCUAAAGAAGAGGUAGAUGCAGCUAUUAGAAUUCAUCCUAAAGAUGACUAAUAA